Molecule: messenger RNA, 515 nt
Organism: Scomber japonicus (chub mackerel)
Lineage: Eukaryota; Metazoa; Chordata; Actinopteri; Scombriformes; Scombridae
Gene: lamtor4
Product: late endosomal/lysosomal adaptor, MAPK and MTOR activator 4
Exons: 4
Coding region: 51-341 (96 amino acids)
Biological process (GO): cellular response to amino acid stimulus; positive regulation of TOR signaling
Cellular component (GO): lysosome; Ragulator complex
Molecular function (GO): guanyl-nucleotide exchange factor activity
Source: RefSeq, a predicted model, not a curated record
CGGAAGUGCCGCAGAGCUCGUCAGACAGCAAAAGCAGCAGCAGAAGAAGAAUGGCGGCUGCGGGUCUGGAGCGGAUCCCGGAUCAGCUGGGCUACCUGGUGAUCAGCGAGGACGGGGUGCUGGCUUCUGCAGGUGAGCUGGAGAACGAUGAGCACACAGCAGCUGUGAUGAUGACGAUGGUUCGAACAGCGAGUCGCUUCAGAUUACCUGGAACAGCUGAUCCUCCAUUUAAACGCAUGUCAGUGAUCCUGGAGGACUUCGUGUACACCGUGACGAUCUCCGGGCAGAAAGUCUUCGUGGUCAAACGUCAGAACAACCAGCAGGAGCCAAUCAGCGUGUAGAUACAGACAGGAAGUGUUCAGACAGGAAGUGUUGAUGAUGAAUCUUUGUGUUUAAUUUUUAUAUUUAAAUAAAAUCAUUACGUCAUCAAGUUUUUACUGUUUAUUCAAUUUAAAACUUUAUCGACAGAAUAUUUAAACACAAAGAACGAAGAUCAGUAAAAUGAUCAGUAACAG